UUCUACGCGCGUAUUUCAAGGGAAACAACAAGAGAAUCGUAACACUUGUUGCAGACUGCAUAAAAAUAUGUUCACCGAGUUUUCUUAAUAAUUGAAUUCGCGCGAAUGGGAAAUUCGAGUAACAAAAAGAAACGCCAUGAAGUUGAAAAUUACGCGAGUCAGUACAGUCUCAGCGAUAUUCUGAAUAAAGCAUGUACCGGAGCAUCGCGUUUGUCCUCUGAAGAUCUCAGCCGCUAUUCCCAAGUCUCUCCAAAAAGCUGGAGCGAAGGUACUUUAAGCAAUCCUUAUGGACGUUCAAAGACGCAGUGGCCAGUAGCGCGGUUUGAGGCCAUAUUUUUGCCUGAAUUUAAAGUUUUGAAAAAUCCACUGAAGUCAGAAUUUGCUUUCGUGGAUUUAAUUGAAACAGGAGCUUAUCGUCAGGUGUACAAGGUUCGCGAACGUGGCAUCGGAGGUGUUUAUGCACUUAAGGUUCUCAAUAAAGCGAAAAUCCUUGCUGAUGAUGCAGUUGUACAGGCAAAACAAGAGGUUGCAAUCCUGAAAGCAGUUGGUCACUAUCCGUUCAUUCUGACCCCAGUACGUCACUGGCAAGGCAGAAAGACAUUGUAUAUAUUAACAGAAUAUAUUGGAGGAGGAGAACUAUAUUCACUGAUAGAAGAUUAUGGAUGUCUGCCCGAGGAUGUCGUUCGAAUAUACAUUGCUGAAAUCGCCUUGGCCUUAGAUUUUCUUCAUAAUGCCGGAAUCAUACAUAGAGAUUUGAAGGCAACAAAUGUUCUUCUCAAUGACGAAGGACACGCCGUCCUCAUAGACUUUGGAUUAGCCAAAUGGUUACGGCCGACUCACAAAACAUCCACAUUCUGUGGCACAGCAGAAUACAUGGCUCCCGAAGUGUUAAGGGGAGAAUAUUACGGACACGAGGUCGAUUGGUGGUCCCUUGGAGUAUUGGCGUGCCUCCUGCUUACCAAUCAAUAUCCGGCGAGAGGGCGGUCCGACCUUCUGCCGGACACGGGAGAUCAGGAAGACCAGGUUCCUGGGACUCUGCCGGACGUCGAAAUGUCCCCAGGGGCUAUGGACCUCUUGAAGAGACUUUUACAACCCGAGCCAAGACUGAGGCUGCAUUCCAUUUUGGCUCUUCAACGCGUCAAGUUCUACAUGGGGCACAACAUUCGGGCGUACUGCUCCUUGUCGGUGUCGCCAUUUAGGAUCCUCGGCCGGAAACCAGGAGCGAGGAGGACCUCGACGAAGCACGAUUUCCCCGACUUCGAUAGCCCGGUCGGCAUGGGUACCUCCAGAGGAUGAGGACGAUAAGUAAAGGAAGUAUCGCUUCACCUACCUCUUUAUUAUCCUCCCUGUGAUAUCGCUCAUCGGUCGAGAUUUUGCAUUCCCCUCGGCCGCAUUAUCAUAUAAUGGGUCUUCUAAUAACGCAAGAACCGCGUCCUGGGGCGCUAACUACGUUACCGCCGUUCCAGUUAAGGAUGCGAGAUGUUAUCCCGGUGGCAAAAGCCGUGCAACAAAGUCACGCACAUCGUACGAACCAACAGGGAAUCCUGGGACGACUCGGAAGGGUCCUGAAAACGUAAUCGAAGAUGGUGAAGGAGAACAAAAUCGGUGGAAUAGAAACUGCAUGAUUUCUUUUCGUUCUACAGCUGCGAGAACAAUAUACAAGUCACGGGGGAGGAACGAAUAAAUACAAAACAUGUAUUAAAAGAGACAAGGAUCUAGAGUCGUCCGCCGAGGGUCCUCGGCUACCCAGGACUUAAAAAGACAAGCCUUCGACAUCUCUCUAUCACCGAUUUCUCCCUCAAAACGAGGCGACGUAGAGGGCGACAAGAUCGCUUUGCUACGGAGAGUCAGUUUACAAAAGUUUUAAUUUUUUUGUUAAGAAUAGUUAACAGUAUCUCGUUUGUUACAGUGUUCUCGUUAAUGAUACAAUAAAUUGCAAUAAUCGUAGCGCGUAUAAACUAAUGUAACAAAGAAGAAAGGAAAAUAAUUCGUUUGCGCGCUCGAGAGGACGACGCCCUUAAGGGUCGACCAACGAGCGGUCCGAAUGUUUCUUUACGUCCGCCCUUAAGCCAGUCCAAUCGCGAGCCCGAGUUCGCCUUUCAUUUCAAGUUUACAGUGAUAGUCAUAUAUAUAUAUACAGUAGUACUCUUAAACUCUAGAGGGUUCCUUGCUUUCGAUAUAAUACAGUGUUCUCCUCGAGCUAUCUUACGUCGUGUAUACAAAACCUCGACAAUCGGUCGCCAUCGACGGCCAUCGAGGGGGUUCCUUCGUCCGCAAAGGAAGGUCGUCGGGCCGCUCCUCGUCCCGACGACCUCCAAUCCGCCAUUUUGAAGGAUCCUAGAAGACGACUUCCCUAGGGCCGCAGGACGCAGCGAACGACCGUCGACCGUCGACUUAACCAGGAUUCGCUUCGACCACCCCGAUCGGCGGAGUCAUUUGGUAAAAAUCCCGAAAGUUUAACCGGCCCCUUCCGCUCCCCUUAAUGAUCGCCUUCCUAGUUAUUUACUGUACUUCGUCAA
Orussus abietinus is the source of this 2519-nucleotide messenger RNA. RefSeq names its product serine/threonine-protein kinase S6KL (gene S6KL). Lineage: Eukaryota; Metazoa; Arthropoda; Insecta; Hymenoptera; Orussidae. The record is from RefSeq and is a predicted model, not a curated record. The transcript is spliced from 9 exons. Gene Ontology annotation, biological process: protein phosphorylation. Gene Ontology annotation, molecular function: ATP binding; protein serine/threonine kinase activity. Bases 106 to 1296 code for a protein of 396 amino acids.